AAGUAGAUAUCUGACAACUUGUUACCUUGGAAUAUCCAUUUGACUUUCCAAGGAAGCAUACGAAUUUUAAUAACGACGUGUUAUCCAGUUAAACGCUGCGGUAAACGAUAAGCUGUAAACAUAUUGUUGGAUGACAUGUCAAUCAGUAAAUAUUAAAUACCAGUAAUUCUUGUCACGUGAUAAAUUAUCAGGAAAACGUAAUAGACUUCGGAGGAUCUGCGAUGUCAAUAGAAAGAAUGACAGAACAAAAAUUCUUUGUUUCAUGAUAAACACUGUUCUCGCAUGCUUUUGCAGUGUCCGCAACACAAUUGCUUUGAAAUUCAUAUGCAUUUCUAUAGCCACAUUUGUCCAACAUGGAAUUAGUAAAGCGAGAGAAAAAAGGAAAAAAAAUUAAACAAUUAACUAUAGACGAUGACAUACCAGAAGCUCCUACAUUGGAAGGGUUCGAAUGUUUGUUUGGGGAACCGCCUACGCAUUAUCCUAAAGGCGAAGGCAUUGAAAAUAUGGAAAGUGAAUUACAUUUUGCUGCUAUUGACUCAGAAAUAUAUGACCAGGAAAAUGCUGCACUAGCUGCAGAAUGUAAUUUACAAGUGGCAAUCGAUAAGGACAAGAUUAAUGCUUCAGCACCAGUGGAAAACAACUUAGACGAAAAUGUAGAUGAAGCUAAGACUUCAAUUUCUAUGAUAAAAGCAGAGAAUACCACAUCUCAGUCCCAGUUAGAUAAUAAUAUAGCUACAACUUCUGAUUUAUUGAAAUCUACAUCGGUUGCAUCGAAUUUAAAGGAUUUUGGCUGUGGUAACCAAACGAAAGAGGCGACACCAUUAACAGACACUGUAGACAGUGCACAGAUUGCUUCAGAAGAAGUUAAACCAUUCACUGCAAGCCAAUUAGCAUCAUUGUACGAUAAUCAGGAAUUAGGUUUGAUUGAUAUGUUCAUUUCAGAAUUCAUAGAAGCUCAGCUUAAAAGCGGCUCACUUAGACAACAGCACAGAUUAUAUGAGCUCUUAAUGAAAUAUCUCCGCGUGAGAAAUCAUUUGAUCGUCAACUCGCACGAGUUGGAAAUGCUAAAGAAAACAUGCAGAGAAACACAGAAACAAUUAUGGUGUAUAGAUAAAGCACAUGUUACAGAAUCAGGAGAAUGUCAGGAUGGGAAUCCAGUUAGCGCUACACACGAAUAUUCCACUGCUCACUUCAAUAAACAAGCACUGCUCUCUCUGUCUCGAACUUUGUCAGCAAUAAAAGAAAUGUUGUACAAUACACAAGCAUUGUACUGUUACGAAGCAGAAUUGUUAAAGUUGCAAAUCGAGCAUUAUGUACAGAGCAUCUGUGUCUCUUGCAAAGAGUUCACUAACAUUUCUCAGAAUACACAAGUUAGCCUGGCGCCAAUACAGACUCCUUCGCAAACAGUACCACAGUUAAUUGAGAUCAAAAUGUGCAUAACUAUAUUAUUUUACUUUCAAAGAAAAUUGUUGAAAGAUCGAAAAUUCGUGAUGGACUCUAGAGAGUGGCUCACAAAGCUGAUAGCGAUAUUGCUGAGAGUGGCAAACUGGCAAGAUCAUUUGUUCAUAUUAAAUCACAUUCUGAGAUGUCCUGGUGGUGUGAUGAACUGGGCUCGCAAUUAUGUACAGUUGCCAGUACCACAGGAUUUCACUACAUCAAGUACAUCUCCACUGAAUGAUCCAUAUCUGGACCAUAUAAUAGCUACUUUAGCUGUUAUUUUGCUACCAAUAAAAGAUCGCGAUGAAUUUAUUGAACAGGUACAAAUUUCAUUACAAGAUACAGAAUACAGUCCGGAUGAUACAAUGUGGGUAAUAUUAGAUCAAGAAGGUGAGGAGGAUGAAGACAUAGCCAACAAUGGUACAAACCUUUAUGAGAAUGAUCUUAUUUUGCUGAUCAAUCAGAUUCCUUUUGACAAAGUGUUUCAACAUGUAUUAUACAUACAGUGUCAGAAUGAUAGAUACUAUCAAAACGAACGCUUCAUCACUGACCAUCAUAUGCUACGCCUAUUUGCAUUCUUUACAAUUAUCAUUAAAAUUCUAAAACAAGGUUUAAAGACCUAUGACUCUCCAAGAUAUAGACAAUUAGCCAAACGGCUUUGUGCGUUAAUUAGAGACAUUGUUCAAUACGCUAGCGACCAAUGGGAAGAAUUCGAUAAAUAUAAGCUUGCUGAUAAAUCAACACUGCUGAGGCUGCAAUUAGAGUUCGAUUAUUUCUUUUUGAAAGCAGUUCUUUGUAUAUUUUCCUCACGUCGGCUGGGUGCAUGGCAAUAUUUAGCCACUGUUCCAUAUCAUUUGAUAUCUACGAAUAAUUUAUGGCAAAUUUUUUAUAUUCUGCAUACUGAUUCAACGCAGACCGAUAUUCACAUAAUGAACGUAGACGUACAAAAUUGGGAAGAAAAACUAAAUAGCCCACAACUUCGUAAUCAAUUUGAAGAUAAAUUAUGCAGUAUGCCAGGAGAUGAAUCAUAUUUUCUCUUAACUACUUUUGCCAAUAUGGCUAUGGCAAGAAUUAACAAAGACUACGAUUUUGUUAGAGUAACAACUAUUGACUUGUUUCAAAUUGGAUUCCUCAGUGAAAAGACGCAGGAUUCUUGCUCAAAAGAUGCGCAGUCUCUUUUACCAAAUUUAAUUAAUAAAUAUCCAUCGCUUCUAUCGGAUAUCUUGCACAAAUUAAAUGAUAACUUUGAAUCUGUUGGGAAGUUAAGUUUGUAUUUAUUCACUGAUUUAAAACUGGACAAGUGGAUUCCACAGGAAGAAGACAUAAAUAUUCUCUCCAAAUGGUUACAUCAACAUCCAUUAACAUCCACUGAGAAUCAUUUGGCUCGAUUAAUUCUUAGCCAUCUGAAUUGGGGCUUCAACGAGGACGGUCAAUUACAUCUUCCAAUUGAUUUACACAGACGUAUAGCAUUGUUAAUUGUUGAGCUCACAAUGAAGUAUGUGCGUGAACCUCCAGUUGAAAGUGCGUCCUUGUUGGCGGAAGGUGUUAAGCAGGUCUCAUCAAUGAUAAGAGCACAGAACGCUGAGCAAAUUUUCUCACUCUGGGCAUGGGAUGUGAUCACCAGACUCAAGUUACAUCAACUCGAUCAAACCGAGGCACUUUGUCAGCAUACAUUAAUGGACCCAGCAAAUGCUUUGGCUCAUGUACCUGACAUGGACAUCGAUACGUCCUUGGAAGUUUUGGUGUUUGGCGUCGCUGAUAAGCAACCGAUCGCGUGCUACGUAGCCAUAGUUAUGACCUUAUGGGGCCAUUCGUUGCCUCUGAUAUGUUUAAAGGGUUUUAGUCAAUUGCAGAUAUUACAGUCUCACUGUAAAUAUGAACAAGUACUUAUAUGCUUACAUCAUAUCGUACCAUUGUUCUUGGACUGCGUUGACUCGUUGCUAAAAGACGACAAAUUUAUUAGUCUAAUUGUCUCUUUAAUUACGGCUGAUAGAUCCUACAUGAACAUGGCGAAAAGUUUUAUAGCCACAGAAUUUCCUGGAACGAUUCUAAAACACUUCUCAAAUAUGAUACAAUCACAUUUGCGUAACUAUAAAAGAUACGCUUUGCAAACUCCAACAAACUUCGUUCAUUUGUGGUUGAAUGCGCUCGUGCUUGUACCGGAUUGGAACAAAGACCAAAGCGUGAUGUACUUGAUGGAUACCGUGCUUAGUUCCUCAUUUUUCUAUGCUGAAGCGAAAGCGGCAGUGGAUUCCUUGUUCCAGAAUCUCUUUUCAGUUAGAUUCAAUCACAUUGACGCUAACAUGCUAUCUACAGUCUCUCACGCUAACACAGCUCCCACUCGAGUCGUGGCAUCAUUUGGGUCAUUUUUAAACUGGGCAACUGGCUCUUCAAAUUCAGCUAGCAUUUUAAGUGGCAAAAUACAAUCAGUUUGGGUCGCUUAUCAAGUAUUGUCGGUCGAACAAUACAAUAGAGAAAUUAAAACUGGUCUAUGGCGCGAAAUCUUGAAGGAGUUAUCCACACAGAAUAAAGUAUCGUUGGACACAGCUGUUAAGAGAGCUUGCACGACUGUAAAAAUGCAACCAUUUGCAGUCCAUCAGCUUUUUAUAUAUCGUUGGUCUUCACAAGCAUUGGACACUCCCAUGGACCAUCCACUUCUUCCUCUUUUAUGGCAAAAUUUCUUCGCUUUAUUCCUUGCAAGAGUUCCAUCAACGACAAGAGUCGGCGAUCAUGGUGGGAUUGGUGAAAAGUUUUUCGAAGGCAUGAUUAAUUUAAGUUACUUGAAAAAAAUCAAAAAGCGAUUACAUGACACUACUAUGUACAUCCAGCAAAAAGGAGAAAGAGAUUUAGAUGAUGGGAAACCGAUUACUGAUGAGAGGCGAACGUUUUAUUUCAAUGCAGCAAAAUUUUACAAAACAUUAAGUCUGUGGCUUGAGGAACCAAGGCUACAGGAACCAGGUCUUUACCUAUCAGCUUUACCUAAGCAAUAUAUGUCGCAAAAAUUAAUUUUACUCGUACAGGAGGACUGGACUCCGUGGUUGGAAUACGUUGAUUAUUGGACAGUGGAAGAAAAUCAAAGGAAAGCAGUCCAUGAAUGGGAGAGCUACUGUCAUAGAGAUCAAGAUAAUCAAUUCCAGAAUAGAACGAAUACAUUGAUCACAUUUUUAGACAUAACUGAUCCAUUGCAAAGGAUUUUUAAAAGAUUCACCAUGUACGAACAUCCUGUCCCUCCACCGACUCUAAACCGCUUUAAAAGUGUCCUGAACUACAUACCCACAGAUAUUUUGUAUAACUCCAAAGCAACUAUUGACUUCGUCAGACCAUACUUUAAAACUAUAUUGGAUUACGCCCAAACACAUAAUUUGUUGAUUUCCGAGCACACAGCUGUGGAUUGUAAUUUCUUGGAAUUAGUGCCUACGCUAUAUCGGGAGAUUGAAAAUCAAAUAACAUUGCAUGCUCUUUGUGACUCAGUGCCAUCGAAUCAGAAACGAUCCAGGUCAGGAACCCCGCCUACCGUCCAUUGUGCUGGCGCAGCAGUAAUUAGAAUUAAGGUAUCGGAAGCACAUGUUUGUGAUGGGAUUGACAGUAUGGUAACUCAGAACAGAGCAGAAUAUGAGAACUUGUUGAUAAAGGCUAGUCAACCACCACCUAGCAAGGUUACUCAAGGAUGUGUAUUUAUAGACCAUCUAAUUGCAAUGUUAGAGCAUGAAGUCAUUUUAAGCAGGACCAGUGAGAACACUGCAAUGUUGUAUAAAAUUCAAGAUAGUGGUGUUACACUGUUUUAUUACCUCAUAGAAUGUUAUACAGAGGAGGCAGCAUUCUGUCCACCGACGAAGCAGCUUAUUACAACUUGUUUAGAAAGAUUGGGGCAGUUGUUUAUCAGUGGAGAGGAAAAUCAAGGUCCACAAUUGUUAAGUACUAUAAUGCAGAGACCAAACCUUGGCGGUUUACUUGGACCAUAUUUUACACCUGUUGCUGGUGGGGCAUCGAAGUUUUUACAAAUGUACCAAACAGUUGUUGAGCUGUCAAUUGGAAAGAAUGUUGACCUAUGUUUCGUAUUGUUAUCGAAGUUUGAUAUAGGAAGUUGGUUGAACUAUAGACGUCCAAAGCUAAGCGAACGAUCAACAUUUAUAGAUCUGGUGUCUAGAGCUUUGUGUAAUAUGGGCCUUAAUCCUGACAAAGAAAAAUUAAUAUUACACGAGCUGUUUAGAAACCAUUUACGACUAGUUCUAUUACACGAAUUCCCUGAACACUAUGGUGAAGUUUUAAGUGUUAUAUUGAAAAGCAGUGAAAGUCAAAAUUUAUCGUUGGAUGUUUGGCGUGAUCUAUUAGGGACUCUUAGUGGCAAGCCAAAAAAUUCGUUUUCCAUUCAGGCAUGUAAAAUCAGGGAUGAUAUUCGUCACUAUGCUACUGAACAAAGAUUACUCUCCAGACAAGAGAUGUUCGAUACAGCUAUAUUAUUAAGCAAACACUUUAUGCAAGAACGUUUACAAUACGGUCUAUAUGGAUUGUAUCCGAAGUAUAGGGUUUACAAUGAACCACUGACUGUAUUUCUUGGCAUGGUAGGUCAUGCUCUGGUUGUGCUUACUCUUCAGUCUGAUAGAGGUUCUUUGGGAGUUCAAUUAUGCGAGAAAAUGUGGCCCGUAUUAAGCGAUAUGUAUUCUCCGUGGAUUACACCAUACUGGACACGAAAUCUAAAAGAGCCCACAGCUGCAUGGAUCCAGCAACUCACAGACGACAGAUCUGUUUUGUUGCCAUGGAUCAUUACAGACGGUCCUUACGCUAAUAAAAUUGUGGCAAUGUUUGUUGAAUGUAUUCGUUUCAUUAUCGACACAUUGCCAACGUCUAACAAGAUCCUAAGUUUCGUCUGGCAGUUCUAUGUUACCAAUUUUGCACAUGCUUCUGUUAAGAAUCAUAUACUAGGUGUUAUUCAUGGAAACUUUCUGUCAUUGCCAUGGGACCAUUUUUAUCCAGGAAUAAAUGACAUAGAGCUGAUGAUAAAAGUUAUUGAUCAAUACUUACCAGAGUGCCAUUUAUUCCUUGGGAGCAUAUACAUAAACGUGAACUGGUCAGCUUGGAUGAAUGAAUUUGUGGUGACUCAACCAUUUCCAAUCACAGCAAGAAUUCAUGUUUGUUUGUUAAAUUUAUUAGUUAAAUUGUCCACCGAACCAAAUGUUAGACAGAAUGAGAAAGCAGUCCAAUUAAUCAAUGAAAUCGAAAAAUUCUCGUGGCAUUUAUUGGAUGCAACUGCAUAUGAUCCGGUAAUUAAUUGGCACGUUAUGAGCUGUGAUCCAAAAGUUAUUCUUAAUGUAGAUAGUGACCAGUGUCAUCCUAUAGACAUCGCCGUGAAUAAUCUGUUAAAGGUGUCAGCAGGAUACAGCCCCUUUGUAACUAACUUUCAUGCAACUACUUUGAAAAAGAAACAGAUGUAUGUUCGUGCGUCAGUAAAAUUAUUGAUCAGUUGUACGACUCGAUAUAAAUCUUUGUUGUCGACGAGUCCAAAAUUGUUUAGUAAUACAUUACUGAAAAUGUUAGAUGACAUGGAAGCUGUUAUCACGAACACUGUUCCGGAGUCACAGCAAACCGCGGAAGCCGGUUUAUUGAUAACAGAACUAUUUCACACUAUCAAUCAAAGUGAACUUCUAAUGGAGUACCUGCGCGCCAGUUGGGCCUCAUGGUUACUGAAAAGGACAGCUAGCAAUCCAAUUCUCAUAGCUGUCCUUAGAGUUAUGAACACAACGAUUACCUCGUCAUCCAUACUUGGAGAGUUAAUGGAGGCUGCAUUGGAAGCAUAUUUCAAAUUUAAUGCAUCUGAAGAAACGCAGUCAACAUGGGCAUCAGUUUUAACCAUUUUGCAACCAACAAUAUCGCCACAGCCAGCACUGGACACAGUGCUGGUUUCUGAGGGAAGGAUUCUUACGUUGUACUCUGUCUUACUUAAACAACUACCAUUAUGCCAAAACAUCAAAGAGGAGGGGGAAUAUCUCAUAAAUCUAGUCGAUUGGAUUUCUGCUAUAAGGCCAACGGAUAGCAAUGAGGAAAAGCUACCUCUGUUAUGGGCCAAAACUUGUGAAUUGGUGUACAGACAAUGUCAGUACAAUGAAAAUACUGUUAUUGCUGUUAGAGUGCUUAAAAGUUUAGCACGAGUGUUAUUAACAAUAGCUGAUGACGGGGGACAAACCUGGGAUAUCUUGGGAGCUAUUGGAUUUAAGAAAGGAAAUCAGCUGUCUGUGAGGUGCAAAUUUUUAAGUCGAGCGAUAGGUGUGUACUGUUUGGCACAAUUGCCUGAAUCAAAAUCAGAGCAACAGUUGGUGAGAUACAAUCCUCACUCGCCUGGAGUAGCACCGGUGAGAACAGCAGAUCCAGAUUCAAUGGACAUUCGACCCAGCACAGAGGCUAUCAAAGCCAUGCAGACUUUAGAAAGGCUCUUGUUGAACAAACAAUAUGUAGAACUGAAAGGAGACAUAGAACGCUCGAUCAGAUUGAUACGAGACUCUGGCAACUCGAUACAUAAUGCAGUAACAGUUAUAGGUGUGCUAACAAUGGAACUUUACAAUCAAAGAUAUUUACACGUUCUGAUUGAUUAGCCGAAGUCUUUCUAUUGUACAUGAUCAAAUUGCUUUUUAUUACACACACACAAAUCCUUCGAGAUGUUCUAUUGCUUAGAGAGUUAAGUUAACAAUUCAAAUAAACUAGCGUCUUUUAUAUGAAUCUAGUCAUUGAAUUAUAAUUUCAUAAUUGUGACUGUAAAAGGAAAACCAAAACAGAAAAAGCAGAUGUUCCUUUUCCUUUAGCAUACAAAAUUUUAUUUUUUAUAUUUAUGUAUACGUGAUAUUGACACUAUUACUAUAGCUUUAUCACUUGAAUAAUAUUUAAUCAGAAAUAUAGAGAAUAUAUGACAUUGUUUAAACUAGUGUUGAUGACAUUCGAGUUCCUUAUAUUAUCUGUUGAUUGGACAUUAGGAUAAUAAUAUAACUGCCAUUAACGUCUCAUUUCAAUUCGAAGGCCUACUAUUUGUAAUUGAAAAGUCAAAGUACAUAUUUCAUUGAAGAAGCUCUUUGUGUUAUUUUCCAUUCUGGAUCAAUUCAAUUAUGGACUGACAGUAAUUUAAUAUACAAAUUGAUUUUUUAUACUUCGAAUCUCUGUUUCUUCGUUCAAGGGCAGCUGGAAAUAUGUACCCUUCAAUUUUGUUAUUUACUUGUGAUUUAUAAUAAUAACCAUAUUUAAAGCUUA
Messenger RNA from Megalopta genalis, 8670 nucleotides. The record is from RefSeq and is a predicted model, not a curated record. NCBI's taxonomy places the organism in Eukaryota, Metazoa, Arthropoda, Insecta, Hymenoptera, Halictidae.